GGGAGAGGCUGAGGAGCAGAGCGGGAGCAAGGGACUCGCUGUGCAGACGCGCUGGACCGAGUGGACACCACACAGUGACAAGGGGCUUCUGGCUGGUGGGGAGCCGUGUCUCAGCAGGGGAAAGAGGCUGUGAGGGUCCCAUCCAGGGGGGACCACAACCCACCUCGGUCUACAGAUCCCGACUCAAGGCUGCCCAGGUGGAAGAGCCACCCCUAGGUCACAAAGAUGGGUGAAAUGGAACAGAUGAAGCAGGAGGCUGAGCAGCUGAAGAAGCAGAUUGCGGAUGCCCGAAAAGCCUGCGCAGACACAACACUUGCUCAGAUCGUGUCUGGUGUGGAGGUUGUUGGCCGCAUCCAGAUGCGGACCCGAAGAACCCUGCGUGGGCACCUGGCCAAGAUCUAUGCCAUGCACUGGUCCACAGACUCCAAACUUCUGGUCAGUGCCUCACAAGAUGGGAAACUGAUUGUGUGGGACACAUACACAACUAACAAGGUUCAUGCCAUCCCUUUGCGUUCCUCCUGGGUCAUGACCUGUGCCUAUGCCCCCUCAGGCAAUUUUGUGGCCUGUGGAGGCCUUGACAACAUGUGCUCCAUCUACAGCCUGAAGACUCGUGAAGGCAACGUCAAAGUGAGCAGGGAGCUCUCAGCCCAUACAGGUUACCUCUCCUGCUGCCGAUUUCUUGAUGACAACAACAUUGUGACUAGCUCUGGAGAUACCACAUGCGCACUCUGGGACAUUGAGACGGGGCAGCAGAAGACUGUGUUCCUGGGUCACACCGGUGACUGUAUGAGCUUGGCUGUCUCCCCAGACUUCAAACUCUUCAUCUCUGGGGCUUGCGAUGCUACUGCCAAACUGUGGGAUGUGCGAGAGGGCACCUGCCGCCAGACCUUCUCAGGGCACGAGUCUGAUAUCAACGCCAUCUGUUUCUUCCCUAACGGUGAAGCCAUCUGCACCGGCUCCGAUGAUGCCACCUGCCGCCUCUUCGACCUCCGGGCAGACCAGGAGCUUAUCGUGUAUUCUCAUGAGAGCAUCAUCUGCGGGAUCACAUCCGUCGCCUUCUCCCGCAGCGGGCGCCUCUUGCUUGCUGGAUAUGAUGACUUCAACUGCAACAUCUGGGACUCCCUGAAAGCAGAGCGUGUGGGAAUCCUUUCUGGCCAUGACAACAGAGUGAGCUGCUUAGGGGUGACAGCAGAUGGCAUGGCCGUUGCCACUGGCUCCUGGGACAGCUUCCUCAAGGUUUGGAACUGAAGCCGGAAGCAGAGAGGAAAAGAGCAGCGGAAGCAUGGCCCACAGCCAGAGCCCAUGCAAACAGCACUGUCAGCUGAGCACAACAGAAAUGCCUACCCACCACUCCCGCUUGUCUCUAGAC
Messenger RNA from Nestor notabilis (Kea), 1369 nucleotides. RefSeq names its product guanine nucleotide binding protein (G protein), beta polypeptide 3 (gene GNB3). Gene Ontology annotation, cellular component: cytoplasm; heterotrimeric G-protein complex. The transcript is spliced from 10 exons. Gene Ontology annotation, biological process: G protein-coupled receptor signaling pathway. The record is from RefSeq and is a predicted model, not a curated record. The coding region runs from base 226 to 1248 and encodes 340 amino acids. Lineage: Eukaryota; Metazoa; Chordata; Aves; Psittaciformes; Psittacidae. Gene Ontology annotation, molecular function: protein binding; signaling receptor complex adaptor activity.